AUGGCAGAUUCAAGUGAGACAGCAAUGAUACAUACAACAUCGCUGAUGUCGUUUCUUCAUCACCUGAGAAACCCACGUUUCCGUGCGGAAGUGACUGACAGUUAUUGGGAAAAUGAAACAUUGUGUACCACGAUAAUUUUGUUUGAGUUCAAACCUGAACCAGGAGCAACCCUAUGGGAGCCUCCUGAAAGUACAAUAAAUAUGAAAUGGGGACACCCAACAAUGGAUGAUUCAAUCCGUCAGACAGUAUCUGCCUUUUUCAACCUUGCUUUGCACAGGGUUGCUUCUCAACUUGAGGAAUUCAGAAAUCAGAAACAGAUUAGUAAUAUGACACUGAAAUCAACAGUGAUAAGUAGAAUGUCUUUUUCUCCGGACCAGCUCGCAAACGCCCACAGAGAUGAAGUGGGGGUAAGAUCUGGCUCAGUACAAAGAGCCCUGACAAUCUACUCAACAUGGUUGACGCAGGAUUUAUCAGGACAAUGGCAAGAAUAUCAGAGACAGAUUCGGGUAAGAGCCUAUUUGGAGUCGCACGGGGCGGGCCCGCAAUGA
Tremella mesenterica DSM 1558 is the source of this 549-nucleotide messenger RNA. RefSeq lists its product as uncharacterized. Lineage: Eukaryota; Fungi; Basidiomycota; Tremellomycetes; Tremellales; Tremellaceae. The coding region runs from base 1 to 549 and encodes 182 amino acids. The transcript has 2 exons. The record is from RefSeq and is a predicted model, not a curated record.